CACGGAAGACAGCGAUUACAAAAAUAAAAAAAUUCACGCAAGACAGCGGGGCACCCGAAAACUCGAGAUGGAAACGGAGACACACCGCCGUCGGUUGGGAAGGUCAAAUCUGAGUCUUGAAGGAAAAACGCCCCCAAGAAAACCCAAAAACAACACAUCCAGCUUUCGUCAGACAAGUCAAAUUACGCGAUAAGAAAGACGAAAGAGCCGCCUGCCGCUAGCUCGCUCGCCUCCAUUUCCCAAUUCCAUUCUGUCCAAAUACCCGCUCUUCUUCCCUUUCUGGCAAAUCUCAUCCUUGCCGCCCCGAUCUAACCGACUAUGCACUCCACCAAACACCGCCGGAAAGUAGCGCCGGCCAAUGGAGACGCAAACGACAACUCCGCCGAUAAGCAGGACCAGCUCCAUCUCUCCGCCGCCAUCUACAACGGCGAGGACCUCGGCCCCUUCGUCCGCAAGGCCUUCACCACCGGCAAACCCGAGAUCCUCCUUCACAACCUCCGCCACUUCGUCCGCUCCAAGGAGUCCGAGAUCGAGGAAGUCUGCAAGGCUCACUACCAGGACUUCAUCCUCGCCGUCGACGACCUCCGAUCCCUCCUCUCCGACGUCGAUUCCUUGAAAUCCUCCCUCUCCGACUCCAAUUCCAAGCUCCAGUCCGUCGCGGGCCCGCUCCUCACUUACCUCGACUCCUACAUCGAGGCGCAGACCGUGUCUCACAACGUUUACUUGGCCCUCACUCUGAUCGUCUCCUGCAUCAAGCUCAUGGAGCUUUGCUCCAGAGCGAACGAUCAUAUGUCCGCCGGGAAUCUCUACAUGGCGUUGAGGUGCGUGGACGCGAUCGAGACCGAGUUCGUCGAUAAGGCGCCGUCGUCGACUUUGAAGCGGAUGCUGGAGAAGAAGAUCCCGCAGUUACGGUCGCACAUCGAGAGGAAAGUGAGCAAGGAUUUCGGAGAUUGGCUGGUGGAGAUCCGCGUUGUGAGUCGUAAUUUGGGCCAGCUGGCCAUUGGCCAAGCCUCCGCAGCGAGGCAGCGGGAAGAGGAUCUGAGAAUCAAGCAGAGACAGGCGGAAGAGCAGAGCCGGCUCAAUCUGAGAGACUGCGUGUACGCGCUGCAAGAGGAAGAGGACGACGACGACGAUGGGGUGAGCGGCGGGAUGGAUGAUGAUGCUAAGAGUGGAUACAGCAAUGGAGGCAACAGUCUGCUAGGGUUUGACUUGACUCCUCUUUACAGAGCUUAUCACAUACAUCAGACGCUAGGGCUUGAGGACCGAUUCAAGAAGUAUUACUUCGAGAACAGGAAGCUUCAACUGACCUCGGACUUUCAGGUAUCCUCCAUGACUCCAUUUCUCGAGUCGCAUCAAACCUUUUUCGCUCAGAUUGCUGGAUUCUUUAUCGUUGAGGAUAGAGUGUUGAGAACUGGUGGGGGUUUGAUCUCGAGAAUGGAAGUCGAUAAUCUGUGGGAAACUGCUGUGAGUAAGAUGUGUUCCGUGCUAGAGGAUCAGUUCUCCAGGAUGCAAACGGCUAAUCAUCUUCUGUUGAUUAAGGACUAUGUGAGCCUCCUUGGAGUGACAUUGCGGAGAUAUGGGUACAUUGUGGAUGCUUUGUUAGAGGUGUUAAGUAAGCACAGGGAUAAGUACCACGAAUUACUGCUGUCUGAUUGUCGCAAGCAGAUUGCUGAGGCGCUUGCUGCUGAUAAGUUUGAGCAGAUGUUAAUGAAAAAGGAGUAUGAGUACUCCAUGAAUGUGCUUUCUUUCCAGAUACAGAUGUCUGAUAUCGUGCCUGCUUUUCCUUAUGUUGCCCCAUUUUCAUCCACGGUGCCUGAUUGUUGUCGAAUUGUACGGUCUUUCAUUGAAGACUCGGUGAGUUAUAUGUCGUACGGCGGGCAACUUGAUUUCUUUGAUGUGGUUAAGAAGUAUCUGGACCGGCUUUUGAGUGACGUUUUGGAUGGAGCUCUUCUGAAGCUCAUUAACUCCUCGGUUCAUGGGGUUUCCCAGGCUAUGCAGGUUGCAGCCAAUAUGGUUGUGUUAGAACGGGCGUGUGAGUUUUUCUUUCGUCAUGCUGCACAGCUCUCGGGCAUACCAUUAAGAAUGGCUGAGAGGAGUAGGAGGCAGUUUCCAUUGAACAAUGCCCGAGAUGCAGCUGAGGAGAUGCUAUCUGGGUUGCUGAAACAGAAAGUAGAUGGUUUCAUGACAUUGAUUGAGAACGUGAACUGGAUGGCUGAUGAACCAGUACAGAAUGGGAAUGAAUAUGUGAAUGAAGUCAUGAUAUAUUUGGAGACUCUCGUCUCCACUGCACAACAAAUAUUGCCGGGAAACGUCCUGAAAAGGGUUUUGAGAGAUGUUCUUUCUCACAUUUCCGAGAAGAUCGUUGGGGCUCUUGUUGCAGAUUCUGUCAAGAGGUUCACUGUACAGGCUGUUAUGGGGGUGGAAGUUGAUGUGAAGAUAUUGGAAGCUUUUGCAGACAACCAAGCGACCCUGUUCCCCGAAGGGGAUGCAAGUCAGUUGAAAACAGCUCUGGGUGAGGCGAGGCAGUUGGUUAAUUUGCUGUUGAGCAGCCAUCCAGAGAACUUUUUGAAUCCAGUGAUUCGGGAGAGGAGUUACAAUCUGUUGGAUUAUCGGAAAGUGGUCACGAUAUCGGAGAAGUUGAAAGAUCCUGCGGAUAGAUUGUUUGGUACAUUCGGAAGCAGAGGAGCUAGACCCAAUCCAAAGAAGAAAUCCUUGGAUACAUUGAUAAAGAGACUCAAAGAUGUGAGCUGACGCACUCCAGAACUGUAUGUGUAAUCCUUGUUCUUUCUCUUGCAUUUGGUUUGAUCAUAGUCGAUUUCUCAGUUGCUGAACUUUUUCUUUUCGGGUUGUAUUCUAUUCUCGUACAUGCGCAUCUGAUUGCUGUCUGGAACUCGUUUCUCUCCUGCAAGUUAUGCUUGAUAAUUGACUUGAUAGGCCGGGUUGCUUCGUUUCUUGUAAUGUCCAUUGACCACGAGGAUGAUUAUAUUACUACAUACAUUGGUGUUUCCUUUUACUACCGCCACAUGAAAACUGAAAACUGAGCACAGGUUCUUUGAUUGCAGUGUGAAGUUGAACUAUGUGUGUGCCGGACGGCAUGCUUGGACAUGGGUUAGACUCUUUUUUUAUGCCGUGUCUAAUCGUGAUCGUGUGAUGUUUUUAUCAGGCUCGUAAUAUUCGUGCUUCUAUCGUGUUGGUGUCAAUGUUCCAACAAUUACCCUGCUAAUGUGACUCCAAGUAUAGUGCAAUUGAUCGAGAAAUAGCUAUUACUCCAUAUUACCCCCUUCCACUCUGUGGUCCUCUCUCUAGUCCUUUUUCUUCUUUGGCUUUGCUCUUUAGCCUCCUUUGCUAUUUUGGAGAGUGCUUGCUCACUCUCAAUCACGAAGCUAUUCUAAUUACAACUUGCUCUUAGGCUUUAGUGUUGAAGGAAAAUGAGCUCCCUAAAUGGCCUCAAUUUUCUUCAUCGUCCUCUCACUCGUCGCCUCCAUGUCAAGCUCUAUCUUGGAAUUUGCCUUGGUUCUGAAGGAUGUUCUUCUAGGGUAACAUAUGAGACAUCUCUAUUUUUUCAGUAGAAAAUCUUUCAAAUUACCACCGGUUAGUUUUCGAUUUGCCCCUUAUCAUAAAAUGAAAUGUGAAUAACUCA
Molecule: messenger RNA, 3640 nt
Organism: Linum trigynum
Lineage: Eukaryota; Viridiplantae; Streptophyta; Magnoliopsida; Malpighiales; Linaceae
Source: the annotation of a GenBank genome assembly